Blastocystis hominis is the source of this 2465-nucleotide messenger RNA. RefSeq lists its product as hypothetical. The record is from RefSeq and is a predicted model, not a curated record. NCBI's taxonomy places the organism in Eukaryota, Bigyra, Opalinata, Blastocystidae. The coding region runs from base 9 to 2465 and encodes 818 amino acids. Gene Ontology annotation, molecular function: ATP binding; nucleic acid binding; RNA helicase activity. The transcript is spliced from 8 exons.
AGGCAGUGAUGCAACGAGAGUUCAUUCGCUACAACCGAAAAGUGCUGGGGAAACCCGAAAUCUUUGGUGGUGGGGAAGAACAAGAAAAUCGUGAUGACAAGGAUGAGGUGGUGGAUAGAGAGGAAGAAUAUGAUGAUAUUGAGGAGGAACAAAAUAUCGAUAUAAAUCAAGACGAAUUGAGUAAAAAUGCUUGUGGGGAGAAUAACCAAGACGAACAGGACGAGAUGGAUCCUUUGGACUUGUACAUGCAGGAAAUUGACACAAAAUUAAAGCAGGAGGCGGCAAGUCGAAAGGCAGCAAAUCAAGAAAUAAUGGAAGAGGAAGACACGGACUAUAAUCAACUAAUCGAAGGAGAGCGAAAUGAAGCACCCGAAGACACAUCAGGAAUCAUCUAUGACGAAGACGGGAAUCCAAAGAAGAUUACCAAAGUGGCAAUCAAUCUGGUCACCGCCAUCCAGCGCGAAGUGUCGUAUCCCCCUCUAAAGAAAGACUUCUAUCCUGAUCCUGAUCCUUCUCCCCCUCCAGAAGCCCCAAAAAAUUCCACGGAAUCCUCGGAAUCCUCGGAAUCGCUCGCCGCCUGGAAAACGCAGCACGGCGUCGAGAUCCACAACCUCGCUUCGGACGCCUCUCUCUCCCCCAAAACGCCCCAGCCCGUGCUUUCCUUCGCCUCCCUCCCCUUCCCCGCCGCCCUGCGCCGCUCCAUCGAGACGCAGCGCUUCCUCCGCCCCACGCCCAUCCAAUCCGCCGCUCUGCCCCUCGUUCUCGCGGGCCGCGACGUCAUCGGCAGCAGCCCCACCGGCAGCGGCAAGACCUGCUGCUAUCUCUGGCCGUUCAUUCUGCACGCCGCCGCGCAGCCAGAGCUGGAGGAGGCGGACGGGCCCAUCGGAAUCGCGAUGGUUCCCACGCGCGAGCUCGCCGAGCAAAUCGCCAGCGUCGCGAAGACGUUCUUCGCUCCGUUCCGUCUCUCCGUGAUGUGCAUCACCGGCGGACAGAGCGAGUGGCAGCAGAAGAAAACGCUCCACGUGCGAAGCUUUCACUUCAUCGUCGGCACGCCCGGACGGUUCAUCGAUCUGGUGAAUCAGAAGUACUUGCCGAUGAAUCGGUGCUCGUACGUCGUCCUGGACGAGGCCGAUCGCAUGGUUUCGCUGGGGUUCGAGCAGCAGAUUCGCUCGCUGCUCGGCGUGAUUCGCCCGGAUCGCCAGCUGCUUCUGUUUUCCGCGACGUUUCCGCCGCGCGUCGUGAAUUUGUCGCUCGAUUGGAUGGCGACGCCGGUGCGCGUGGCGGUGGGACGGUCGGGAGAAGCGAACUCGAACAUCGAGCAGCGAUUUGAGGUCAUGCGAGAAGGGCAGAAGAUCGGGUUUUUGCGCCAGUGCAUCGCCGAUUUGGAAAUGAAAGGAAAAGUCCUGAUUUUUGUCAAUACGCGGCAAGGUGCGGAGGAGCUUCUGCACACGCUGGAGAAGCUCACGACCUCGCCGAUCGGCUGCAUCCACGGCGAGAAGAUGCAGUACGAUCGCAGCGACGCGAUGAAUCGCUUCAAACGCGGCGAGCUUCGGAUUUUGAUCGCGACGGACGUCGCAGCGCGCGGAUUGGACGUCUCCGACAUCCGCACAGUGGUGAAUUUCGACGCGCCGAGCAGCGUGGAUGUGUACGUUCACCGCAUUGGGCGAACGUGUCGCAGCGAAUCCGCCACGGGCCAGGCGAUUUCGCUCUUCUCCUCGCGCGACAAGCAGUUCGCCCAGCAGCUCUGCGCCUAUCUGCGAGGUCUCCAGCAGCCGAUUCCCGCGGGAUUGGCGGCCUUGGCGGCGCAGGCGACGCAGGCGACGGGCGAGAAGAGAGGAAGCAGCCGGGCGAGCGGAUUGGGGUUCGGAACGGAGAGAGAAGCGAAGGUGGGGAGCGAGCAGGACGCGUUCGAAGGGUAUUUCGUGGAGGAAAAGAGCGAGGCGGAGGGAAGAGUGAUCGCGCAGAGCUCGACGGGGUAUCAGACGGUGUACGAUCCCGUGUCGAACACGUACACGACCACGUUGGCGAGGGGAACGACGGGGGUGCAGGGGAGAUCGGCGUCGAAUGUGGCCGGAUUUGUCGCGGGGAGGAGCCAGAAGGAUGCGCUGCCGGUGGCGAGCUAUGGAGGGCCGGAUGAUGAGUGGGACAGCAGUGUGAUGGCGAUGGAGAGCGCGUUGGCGGCGAUUCAGGCGCGAAGAAGGGAAGAAGAACGCAAUCAAAGCCGUCGAAGCAGAAGCAGAAGCAGAAGUAGAAGUAGAAGAAGUAGAAGUAGAAGCAGAAGUAGAAGCAGAAGUAGAAGAAGUAGAAGCAGAAGUAGAAGAAGUAGAAGCAGAAGUAGAAGGAGUAGAAGUCAUCGACAUCAUAGCCAGGAUCGACAUAGUGAUCGAGAUCAUAGAAGAAGUCACCAUAGUCGGGAUGAUAGAGAAAGCCAUAGUCAUAGUCGUAGUUAUCAUAGAAGACAUUAA